Molecule: messenger RNA, 558 nt
Organism: Phytophthora sojae
Lineage: Eukaryota; Oomycota; Peronosporomycetes; Peronosporales; Peronosporaceae
Exons: 3
Coding region: 1-558 (185 amino acids)
Source: RefSeq, a predicted model, not a curated record
AUGCUUCAACGGGAGCGUCUCCGCGGCCGUUACCGGGUAACUAAAGUGUCAAUCAAGAUGCUGUACGCCGUCAAAUUUCACAGCCGCCCCAUUGACCACUUCUUGUCCUCGGAGGAUGCUGGGGAUCGGACUGUAGUUCACGAUGAUACCCUCUGGGGUGGCCAAGAACCAGCCCCAGCGCAUGUCAUUCGCAGAGCGGAUCAUCUCCACCGCGUCCUCCACGUCAUCCAGGACGCAGCUGCAGAAUGGUAUCCGUCCGCCGUUGUGGACGUCUUCCGUGCGGUUCACGGUCACGCGUUGCAUCAUGUGCCGCGGCCGGCCCCAUUGCAACUACUCAGCGCGAUGUGCAAUCUCUACCAAGCGGUUUCUUCGAGUCUAUUUGAGGACAUUCGCCAUGGUAAUGGAGCACCCGUGUGCGUUCGAUACCAAGUGGUCAAGGAUUGCACGUUCGAGCGCUGUGCAAACCGACACGUUUUAUGUCAACUACCUCCGGAUGUCCUGCGCUGGGUGACAUCUACCCACGGGCCGCUCAAACAAGGCCACCCACAGCGGACAUGA